CUACUCAGAAGUUUACCGAAGAUCAGGAACCCAUACCUCACAAUCAAGAGACAGGCACAAAGAAAUCAAAUUGGUUUAUAUUAGCUCGUAAAAACGAUAUUAGAUAUUGGAUAAGAAAACUAAAAUUGUUUAGCGCUUCUGUUACCUUGGUUACACACUCGGCAUUUGCCCAAAUACUUGAAAAUGAUUCAGGAUGCACAAAUUCUUCAACAACAUAAUACUGAACUCAUCAAACUGAUAGAAGACCUAUGUCAGAAAAGAGACCAGCUGCAAAAAGCGAUUAUAGAAGAAGAUGAUGAAAAGAACCGACUUCAACACGAUAUGAGAAUUAUUUCCGAAAAGCUUGCGAAGGUGAACGAUUCUCUAAGCAAGAAGCUAGUUAUUAGAAACUCAUACGACAAGGCAAUUGCUGAGUCCCAACAAGCUUACUCCAAAGUAUAGUAUACCCAUAAUUUACAUAGUAUUUUCAAGUUGUUAGAAAAUUCCCACGUGCUGCUGAAUGUUCUGCAGAGCAACCAAGAAAAAAUGAAAGACAAAUUUGCUAAGAGUUACCACAACUAGUCUCCUAACUACUUACUGGCAGUGGUAUCAUCAACGCUUUCCACGGAUUUGUCGUUUUUAUGAAAUACUAUAUUAUGUUACCCGAACCGAACAUCCAAGUAGUUUCAUCUUUUAAUGUGUCACUUUAAAUUAAUACGUGCUUUCUGAAAAUAUCCUACAAUUAUAUUUGAAC
Molecule: messenger RNA, 733 nt
Organism: Trichobilharzia regenti
Lineage: Eukaryota; Metazoa; Platyhelminthes; Trematoda; Strigeidida; Schistosomatidae
Source: the annotation of a GenBank genome assembly